This is a messenger RNA of Mercenaria mercenaria, 1322 nucleotides long. RefSeq names its product hemicentin-1-like. NCBI's taxonomy places the organism in Eukaryota, Metazoa, Mollusca, Bivalvia, Venerida, Veneridae. The record is from RefSeq and is a predicted model, not a curated record. The coding region runs from base 141 to 1322 and encodes 393 amino acids. The transcript is spliced from 7 exons.
AUGUUUAAAUAAAUAAGGUGUGAGGAAGUAAAAUAUUCAUUUAAAGCAGUUCUUUAACAAGAAUCAUUUUGGAAAUUUUGCUGAACCACAUCUUGAAAACUUAAAAAUUUAAUGACAUACAGCAUCAGUUAAGUCACAUCAUGGCAACAACUGUACGCUACACUAAAAGUCCGGGUGUCGAUAAACCUUCUAUAAAGCUUAACGAGCUUGAAGCAAACGAAGGAGACUAUGCUAUAAUAACACGCGGUGGUGAUAUGGAGGAAACCUAUCAAAAUUUGAAAACAGAGAGGAAAGUAAACAGUGAGAAAAUAGGAGUUUCAAAGGAAAAACGAGACAAAACAAAAUUUGUGAUAGUUUUGCUAGGUUGUGUUGUGUCCGGUUUGGUAGUGGCAGUCGUGUUUUCGAUUUUGGUUAUAUUUUCCAUACAUCAGAAACCCGUUACAAAUGGCGGUUGGACGAGUUGGGCUGAUUGGGGAGCAUGCAGUGUAACGUGCGGAAUUGGCAUAACUACUCGAAUACGGACAUGUUCAAACCCAAGACCUUCGACAAUGGGACAAUAUUGUGAGGGUACCUCGGAUCAAGUGCAAAUAUGUGAUAAUAGUUCUUGUUCAGUCACAGAUGGAGAUUGGACGAGUUGGGGUGAUUGGGGAGCAUGCAGUGUAACGUGCGGAAUUGGCAUAACUACUCGAAUACGGACAUGUUCAAACCCAAGACCUUCGACAAUGGGACAAUAUUGUGAAGGUACCUCGGAUCAAGUGCAAAUAUGUGGUAAUAGUUCUUGUUCAGUGACAGAUGGUGGCUGGACGGAUUGGGAAGAUUGGAGAGCAUGCAGUGUAACAUGUGGAACUGGCUUUACUACUCGGAUACGGACUUGCUCAAACCCCAAACCAUCGAUUAUGGGACGAUAUUGUGACGGUACCUCUUUGCAAGUGCAAUCCUGUAGCAAUACGUCGUGUUCAGUCACAGAUGGAGAUUGGACGAGUUGGGGUGAUUGGGGAGCAUGCAGUGUAACGUGCGGAAUUGGCAUAACUACUCGAAUACGGACAUGUUCAAACCCAAGACCUUCGACAAUGGGACAAUAUUGUGAAGGUACCUCGGAUCAAGUGCAAAUAUGUGGUAAUAGUUCUUGUUCAGUGACAGAUGGCGGCUGGACGGAUUGGGAAGAUUGGAGAGCAUGCAGUGUAACAUGUGGAACUGGCUUUACUACUCGGAUACGGACUUGCUCAAACCCCAAACCAUCGAUUAUGGGACGAUAUUGUGACGGUACCUCUUUGCAAGUGCAAUCCUGUAGCAAUACGUCGUGUUCAGUGUACAUACUUUGA